This is a messenger RNA of Pistacia vera, 1454 nucleotides long. RefSeq lists its product as uncharacterized. The coding region runs from base 65 to 1246 and encodes 393 amino acids. The record is from RefSeq and is a predicted model, not a curated record. Lineage: Eukaryota; Viridiplantae; Streptophyta; Magnoliopsida; Sapindales; Anacardiaceae. The transcript is spliced from 5 exons.
GCAAAUGCCAGAGUGACAGACCAGACUUAAAAGGUCGUCUUUUACCUUCACAAAUCACAAAUCGAUGCACGAAGACAAACAGAUCUUGAGUUGCAAUAGAAGGGCAUUUCGGGAAAUGGCAGCAGGGGUCAACAGGAAGAUAUCGGCAGCAUCAGCCCGAGCUCAUACCAGACGAGCUAAGCAAAGCUCUUCUUUUAAGCUUCCUUCAGGGAUUUUUAAGACAACACUAUUGGUCUUCUUCGUUGGGAUUUUGGCAUGGGCUUAUCAGGCAAUUCAACCUCCUCCUCCCAAGGCAAUUGGAUCUCCUGACGGCCCUUCUGUAACAGCACCUAGAAUAAAACUUAGAGAUGGAAGAUAUUUGGCAUACCAAGAGCAUGGUGUCCAAAAAGAUAAAGCCACGCAUAAGUUUGUGUAUAUUCAUGGAUUUGAUUCUUGUCGACAUGAUGCUGUUGUUGCCAAGACUCUAUACCCGGAAAUCAUUGAAGAUUUUGGGAUCUAUAUGGUGUCCUUUGACAGACCAGGCUAUGGAGAAAGUGAUCCUAAUUUAAAGCAAACAGUCAAAAGUAUGGCUUGGGAUAUAGAGGAGCUCGCUGAUCAACUGGGGCUAGGAUCUAAAUUUUAUGUGAUUGGAUUUUCCAUGGGUGGAGAGGUAGUUUGGAGCUGCCUGAAGUACAUUCCUCACAGGUUAGCAGGGGCUGUGCUAUUAGCUCCAGUUAUUAACUAUUGGUGGCCUGGUUUUCCUGGAAACUUAUCUAAAGAAGCCUACUACCAACAGCUACCCCAAGACCAAUGGACACUUCGUGUUGCUCAUUACGCUCCCUGGCUUACUUACUGGUGGAACACUCAAAAGUUUUUCCCUGCUUCUUCUGUUAUAUCUCACAGUACUGAAAUUCUUUCACCUCAAGACAUUGAAAUUCUGCCUAAGCUUUCUGCGAGAAAGGAUUAUGCGACACAAGUAAGACAGCAAGGAGAGUAUGUGUCCCUUCAUCAUGACAUCAACUUUGGAUUUGGAACCUGGGAUUUUGACCCUAUGGACUUAGAAAAUCCAUUCCCAAAUGGUGAAGGUUCUGUACACUUGUGGCAUGGAGAUGAAGAUCGUAUGGUACCUGUCACACUGCAAUGCUAUAUUGCCCAGCGACUCCCUUGGGUACACUACCACGAGCUGCUGGGUGCUGGGCACUUGUUUCCACAUGCUGAUGGAAUGUCCAACAUCAUAAUAAAGACACUUUUAACUGGAGAUAAAUAGCCUAACUCAGGUAUGCUUAUCUAUGCAGUUUCUCUUGCUUGAAGUUGGAGAUUCAAAGGCUUAGUUCCUUGUUUUGAUAUGUACGAUAAAUUUUGUACUUGGAAUUUAUGUUUUUGUAAUUGGUUAUUGUUUGUAAGAAAGCAGAUGUGACUUGAAGGUUAAAAUUUUGAAAAGUUUAUUUGAUUUCUUUUGAACUGUUGGAUCCAAA